CUCGUUCUUUGAAGCAGUAGAAGAUCUGAGGCGCGGAAGAAUGGCUGACUACCUGGCCUUGAUGGUUAAUGAGCAGGAGCAGCCGUCCGCAACAUGCGAAAUCGUGGCAACGCUCGGACGGGUCGAAGAGCUGCCAUUGGAUGGUUAUGGCACAGUGGAUUGGCAGCGGAUUGACAUCGCCAAAGUGGGCUUCGGAAUGCUGAAAGUUCUUGAGAUGCGACACCCGGAGCACAGCUCCAAGGUGAUCCAGCUGCAUCCGCCCGGGGAACACGACUUGGAGGUCAGAUUAUCUUUGGAACCAGGUGAAGAAGUUGUCGGCUUUCAAGUUAAGGAGGUGAAAGAUGGCGGAGCAAGCGAAUUUUACGAUCCGCAAGUGCUGAUCCGUGACGCGACAGCCGUGCGGAUGGAGCCUUUAAGUCAGCAAUUCUUCAAGCCAAGUCCGGAGUUCCCGGGUAAACUGCGCUGGCUGCCUGCCACAGCACAGCCUGAUCCUGAGGGCAAAGUGCAAGGAAGUGAGGUUGUUGGCUUCCGCGCCAUCCAAGGGGUCCAGCGUGACCACAUCCUCGGCGUCGUUCACAAGGUCUCCUUCUGGUCCUUUGAUGCGCGGAGCUGGACAGGACAGUCAGUGAUGUUUUGGAUCGACAUCUUCCUCCUCGUCCUGGCAUGCUUUGUUCCCGUCUCCGCCUUUGUCCUGUACUAUGCGGACAUUUUGCUGGACCUGAAGCAGCUAAAAGUCUUUGCAGACCAGCGGCUUUACGAUUACCUCAGGUUUAAUGCCCUGGGGCUGCUGAUCCCACCAGUGCUCACGGUGUGGGAAGCAUGUCACUGGCUGCAGCAGCCAUCCCCCGAGAGGGACCACUUCGAUCACCUCGUUGCCUCCAAGCUGAUGCAAAAGAUCAUCAUCGUCUUGGCAGUGGCAACCCAGACACACGUGAUUUUGCUGGUGAUGUGGUCCGUUCGCUUCAAACAGAAGCACCCCCUCUUGCAGGGAGCCAAGAAUGCCGAGGUGGCGGAGUCGGCGAUCUCAGCAUUGGUUCAAAUUAACUUUUUGGUGUCCCACUUUGCCGGCGUCACGGCCAUCACCAACCGAAACCUGGAUAGUGCAACCCUGCAGACCAUGGCCGUCUCCAUCCUUGUCUCCUGCUGCAGCACAGGGCUGAGCUUUGCAGGGAAGGACAAGAAAGAUGGCUCGGUCUUGGGUCUGCCGGGCAAGGUGGACUGGUCUCCGACCAUGGUGUCCUUGGUGCUGGUGAGAGCCAUGGAAACUGCAAGCCGAAUGGUGGCCUUCAACAUCGUCCAAGUCUCCCUGAGGGGUGGAUGGUGUGGACACCUUGGGGGUCCCAUGGCCGUGCUGUUCUUCGUGGCAGCUGCCGGGCUCUGCUUCCCAGAGGCAGAAAUUUCGGAUGUCCUUGCAUCCGUGGUAGCACACCCAGGACAAAUCCUUGAGCCUCAAUCGCUGCUGCCGCUCUGGCGCUCUUUGGUGCUUCAUGCCUUGCUGAUCUUGGUGGCACUCCUGCCGCAAGUGCUGCUGCGCACCGAGUACAAAGCUUGGAUGCCCAAGGAUGCGAAGGAAAUUCCCGCCAUCUACCUGUUGGGAUGGUUGGCAGUCACUGCAUGCAGCUUCCUGGGCUUGAUGAUCCUUUAUCUUCUUGGCCGUCGCUUGAAGCAGCCGAUCUUUGAGCAACUGCGUGAGGGCGAUGAGAGAGGCGGCUCUAUCCCACUGUCUUCUUUCAUCGCUGCUUUUGCUGGAAAACAGGGGCAGGUGCCGAAGGCUGUGGCGGCAGCCUUAGGUGAUGACGUCGUCAGGGUCGACAUAGCGAACCUAGACAAAGUCACCCUGACGGAGCUGAUGACCUCCCAGUGCCCCGUGAGUUUUUCACGAGAAGCCUUCAAGCACUUGAUCAGGCUCUAUGGCAAGGACAUCGACUUCGAAGGUGACAGGGACGAAUCAGCCGAAAUUGCGCCCGCCAUUGAGGAGGUCAUGUCAGACUUGGCCCUGUGCAACGUGGUGCGUUUGGAUUUGACAGGAUGCAGUUUCAUCCCAGCAGCUGCGUGGCAGCGGCUGCACGGUGCCGACUGGCGGAACCUGAAGAUUGCCAGAUUUGAUCUGUGGUGCUUUGCCGGAAGCAGCAAAGGCGUCGAUGACGCCGCAGAUCUUCUCCAAGUUCUGGGCAAAGCGACGACUUUGGAGGAGUUGGUCUUCUACGACUGCACCCAGAUCCCAGCAGCUGCGUGGCAGCGCCUGCACGGUGCCGACUGGCGGAACCUGAAGAUUGCCAGAUUUGAUCGGUCCUUUGGCCUCAACAGAAAAGGCGUCGAUGGCGCAGGAGAUCUUCUCCAAGUUCUGGGCAAAGCGACGACUUUGGAGGAGUUGGUCUUCUGCGAAUGCAACCACAUCCCAGCAGCUGCGUGGCAGCGGCUGCACGGUGCCGACUGGCGGAACCUGAAGAUUGCCAGAUUUGAUCGGUGCUUUGGCCUCGGCAGCAAAGGCGUCGAUGGCGCCGCAGAUCUUCUCCAAGUUCUGGGCAAAGCGACGACUUUGGAGACGUUGGUCUUUGAAGGCUGCUCCCAGAUCCCAGCAGCUGCGUGGCAGCGCCUGCACGGUGCCGACUGGCGGAAUCUGAAGAUUGCCAGAUUUGAUCGGUGCUUUGGCGACGACAGCAAAGGCGUCAAUGGCGCAGCAGAUCUUCUCCAAGUUCUGGGCAAAGCGAUGACUUUGGAGGAGUUGGACUUUGAAGGCUGCUCCCAGAUCCCAGCAGCUGCGUGGCAGCGGCUGCACGGUGCCGACUGGCGGAACCUGAAGAUUGCCAGAUUUGAUCGGUGCUUUGGCGACGACAGCAAAGGCGUCAAUGGCGCAGCAGAUCUUCUCCAAGUUCUGGGCAAAGCGAUGACUUUGGAGGAGUUGGACUUUGAAGGCUGCUCCCAGAUCCCAGCAGCUGCGUGGCAGCGGCUGCACGGUGCCGACUGGCGGAAUCUCAAGAUUGCCAGUUUUGUUGAGUGCUUUGACGACGACAGCAAAGGCGUCGAUGGCGCCGCAGAUCUUCUCCAAGUUCUGGGCAAAGCGAUGACUUUGGAGCGCUUGGACUUCGACGACUGCUCGCAGAUCCCAGCAGCUGCGUGGCAGCGAGUGCCGUCCGGCGCCUGGCCCAAGCUCAAGCCACGCAAAGCCCCUGGCGUCCCGGCAGAGGAGUUGCAACGGUUUGUGGCACCAAGUGGAGGAGUUGCUUCAGAACACAAGGAAGACCGAGAAGUUGCCACCAAGGUGGCGAUGCCCGGACCAAGGCAUCUCAAAGUUGUCAGAGCUCGAAACCUGGAGGCGAACAAAGGAGAUGCACUGCUGCAGGGCUUGAGCCAAUCGACGACUUUGGAGACGUUGGACUUCGACAGCUGCGACCAGAUCCCAGCAGCUGCGUGGCAGCGGCUGCACGGUGCCGACUGGCGGAAUCUCAAGAUUGCCAGUUUUGUUGAGUGCUUUGGCGACGACAGCAAAGGCGUCGAUGGCGCAGCAGAUCUUCUCCAAGUUCUGGGCAAAGCGACGACUUUGGAGGAGUUGGUCUUCCACAGAUGCAACCAGAUCCCAGCAGCUGCGUGGCAGCGGCUGCACGGUGCCAACUGGCGGAACCUGAAGAUUGCCAGUUUUGUUGAGUGCUUUGGCCUCAACAGCAAAGGCGUCGAUGGCGCAGCAGAUCUUCUCCAAGUUCUGGGCAAAGCGACGACUUUGGAGGAGUUGGCCUUCCACAGAUGCAACCAGAUCCCAGCAGCUGCGUGGCAGCGGCUGCACGGUGCCGACUGGCGGAAUCUGAAGAUUGCCAGAUUUGAUCGGUGCUUUGACGACGACAGCAAAGGCGUCGAUGGCGCAGCAGAUCUUCUCCAAGUUCUGGGCAAAGCGAUGACUUUGGAGGAGUUGGACUUUGACAGAUGCUCCCAGAUCCCAGCAGCUGCGUGGCAGCGCCUGCACGGUGCCGACUGGCGGAACCUGAAGAUUGCCAGAUUUGAUCGGUGCUUUGGCAACGACAGCAAAGGCGUCGAUGGCGCAGCAGAUCUUCUCCAAGUUCUGGGCAAAGCGACGACUUUGGAGGAGUUGGUCUUCCACAGAUGCAACCAGAUCCCAGCAGCUGCGUGGCAGCGGCUGCACGGUGCCAACUGGCGGAACCUGAAGAUUGCCAGUUUUGUUGAGUGCUUUGGCCUCAACAGCAAAGGCGUCGAUGGCGCAGCAGAUCUUCUCCAAGUUCUGGGCAAAGCGACGACUUUGGAGGAGUUGGCCUUCCACAGAUGCAACCAGAUCCCAGCAGCUGCGUGGCAGCGAGUGCCGUCCGGCGCCUGGCCCAAGCUCAAGCCUUCGAAAACCCCUGGCGUCCCGGAGGAGGAGCUGCAGCGCAUCUGUGGCGAUGGGAGGCAGGGCUGGGCACAUGCUGAAACUUCCGCUUUUUCUUGCAGGUUUGUGAGGCAUUGGUCGGUGGCUGAGAAGGAAUGUAGGUGA
This is a messenger RNA of Cladocopium goreaui, 4480 nucleotides long. NCBI's taxonomy places the organism in Eukaryota, Dinophyceae, Suessiales, Symbiodiniaceae. The record is from the annotation of a GenBank genome assembly.